AUGGUGACGGUGGUAAACAGUAAGGCCGACGUCCUGAAGGCCACCCAGGCUCUGCAGGUGAACUGUAACGCUGCGAAAUCCCUGCAGGACAUUAUGAAGUCAAAUCUCGGGCCGCGGGGCACGCUGAAAAUGCUGGUGGGCGGAGCAGGACAAAUCAAAAUCACCAAAGACGGCAAGGCGCUCCUGGACGAAAUGCAGAUCCAACACCCCACUGCCUGCAUGAUCGCGCGCGCAGCCACCGCACAGGACGACAUGACAGGUAAAAUGUGGAUGCGUAGUCUUCCUGAGGGCUUUAGAGGAGGGCACAGGAAUAAAUUUUUCCUCGGCCAUUCCAUCCAGUGCGAUGCACGCCUUUGCAUGAGCACAGCCGCUUGAUCUCUCUUGCUUGCGUAGGUACGAAACAUUUUUGUAGAUCCAAUCUAUCGCCCCAUACAAUAAAACUGAAACAGGUGACGGCACCACAAGCAACGUGCUAUUCACGGGGGAAUUGAUGAAAUUAAGCGAACAAUAUUUAAGCGAAGGGUUGCAUCCCAGAAUGAUUGUCGAGGGGUUCGAUCUUGCCAGAGACGAGGUUCUGAAGUUCCUGGAGACCUUCAAGGUACGUUUAGAGGACGUUUCAUUGAACAACCGGCUUUGGAUGUAGAAGUGUUUGAACUUCCACAGCAUGACAGCUUAGUUUUUCAGCGUCGGGUAGGUUAUUUCUCCCAGCAACAUCCUAUGACAAGUGAUUUGCAUUUUCCCCAGCACGAAACCAAUAUCGAACAGGUGCCGGUGAAGGGCAUCGACAAAGAAAUCCUUACACACGUCGCACGGUGCUCGCUCAAGACAAAAGUUCCCGAGGUAAGUCGUAUCUUAUCAGAAGAUCAAGAUUUAUUAAUAGCUUGAAGAAAUUUCAAUUGUAUUCGAAUUUUGCAGAUGUUGAUGGCAUCUACUUUUUACUUCUGUUGAGUCGCAUGUUCAAGUUCGGAAAACAUAUCCAAAUAGUAAACUACUAAAUGAACAUCAGGACAUCGCGGAUCGCUUGCUCGACAUCUGCGUCGAGUCCGUUCUGUGUGUGGACCGAAGACACAUCGCCGACGAGCCCAUCGAUCUUCACAUGAUCGAGAAAAUCACCAUGAAGCACAAGCUGGUGUCCGGAACCAGGCUUGUCCGGGGUAUGGUGAUGGACCACGGAAGCAGGCACCAGGACAUGCCGGCGCGGUUGGAAAACUGCUACAUUUUGACCUGCAACGUCUCAUUCGAGUACGAGAAGACCGAGGUAACUGAAACUAGUCUUCGAUUAGUACCCAUCGUGUAGAAGAUGUUGCUCAUGUUCGUCUCUGCUGUCGUUUCUAGACAUCAUAGAUCUAGUGCGUUCCAUGUGCUCCUGCAAUAGAUGAAAGAUCUGUAGCAGGAGGACGUCGAUUUACUGUUCAAUGAUAUUGUUGAAAUAAAUUUCUGCGUAGUGGAAAGAAAAUGAAGAAAAUGAUGCAUGACCACAUAACAGUUAUUAUAGAAAGGCAUUUCUUUUUGUCAUCUCCCCAACAGGUGAACAGCGGGUUUUUCUAUUCGUCCGCGGACCAGCGCGACAAGCUGGUGGAGUCGGAGCGUGCUUUCACGGACGACAAAGUGCGAAAAGUGAUCGAAUUGAAGAGGAAAGUGUGCGACGAAAACCCCUCCGACCCCCCGAAAACGUUUGUCGUGAUCAACCAGAAGGGCAUUGACGGACCAAGUCUGGAAUCCUUCGCCAGGGAGGGAAUCAUCGCGCUGCGACGGGCGAAGAGGAGAAAUAUGGAGCGGUAUUAUACUUAGGCUUUUGCAUCUAAUAUUCUUGUUGUAGUUCGUCUUUUCGUUUAUUCUAUAGGUUUUUUCAACAUGCGAGAAAGUGCGUGAAGGGCUAAUAAACAAAGAGACGUGCCGUACCUUUUGGAAUGAAGAACAAAAGUUUACAUUCAAUGUGACCGCAACAACUACAGGCUGGUGCUUGCCUGCGGGGGUAACGCGGUGAACAGCGUAGACGAUUUAGACGAAUCGGAUCUGGGUUACGCGGGCGUGGUUUACGAGCACCAGAUUGAGGACGACAAGUUCACGUUCAUCGAGCAACCCAAAAACCCGCACUCCUGCACGAUUUUGGUCACAGGACCCAACGAACACACCUUACACAUGAUGAAGGACGCAAUCAACGACGGGCUGAAAUCGGUAUGACCUUUAUUUAUACGCUGUUUGUUAUUUUCCAAUGCGAUCAUUUCAGCAUAGUAUAUUGUCAGACAUGACAUCUGCAGAUUUAUUCAGCGCUACUUUCACGGCAUCUUGUAUUGCGAACGAGCAGGAGUUCAAGGCAAAGGACGAAGAAAGAAAGCCAUCAUCAUCACAAAUGUUAAAUAGCUCGUCAACGUUCUGGAGGACGGCGCCGUCGUGCCGGGCGCGGGCUCCUUCGAGGUCGCAGCCCAUGCGCACUUGGAGGAUUUCAAGAAGACCGUGAGUGGCAAGGCAAGGUUAGGCGUGGAGAUUUUCGCGAAAGCGUUAUUGGUCAUCCCGAAGGUGCUGAUCGAGAACUCAGGUACCUUCAACUAAUCAAUACUGUUUGAUACCAUUUCCAUUGUUCAUCAUGCAGGUCCAACAUCAGGGAGCAUGAGUUCUGUCUCGUCACCAGUAUGAUCUCACAAAAUGUACAGUUUUGAAACAAGGCGUUCGUGCAUGAAGAAUUUUUUCCAAUACACAGGCCUCGACAUCCAGGAGAAGCUUCUGAACCUGUUAGCCGAACACGACCAAACGAAGGUGCCAGUAGGGCUCGAUGUGGGCACGGGGGAUGCUUUGUCCCCGGAGGCCGAGGGCAUCUACGACAACUACCGUGUCAAGAAGCAACUUUUCAACUUGGCUCCGGUCUUGGCCCAGCAAUUACUACUGGUAGACGAGAUCAUCCGGGCUGGGGUGCAAAUGAAGAAGAGUCGGGACCAGAUCGGUUAAGACGGAGCCGAAGCUGAUUUAUGAAUGGUUUUUUUCUGGAACUGUCUUUUUAUUUUCAGCCUUCUCUAGAGCCAAAUUUGUACAUUCUACGACAAUCACAUAUCACGACACGUGUCCACAGUAGUAUGUUCUAGCGACCGGCGAGGCUGGGCACAUCUACAUCUUCACUAACUACAUCCACCGGACUUUUUAAAAAUCCUAAAUCCUUCGAGCUUUCGAGAAUCAAAUUUGUUCACUCUUUUUGUUCUUUGCGAAGCUAUACCUCGUCCCGCGUGAUGGAAUCGCUGCGUGGUUUUGUUUGUUGCGAAAUAUGUGUCUCAACGCCGCACAGAAACGUUUGGUCGUGUCUGUAAUCUGUUCUUCCUUCUUUUGAAUCUGAAAGGGGUUUGGGUUUUUCUUUCAUAAAACAGCACCGAGCGAUUUAAGAGACGGAAACGGAAGAGAGCUGCUCAUGUGUGGUGCAGUUGUCAGCAUUUACUUCCACUACUUCGGUCCUCUGCGUCGACCGAGAGCACUUCAUACUUUCGGUCUCGUCCUGACUUGC
Molecule: messenger RNA, 3490 nt
Organism: Amoebophrya sp. A120
Lineage: Eukaryota; Dinophyceae; Syndiniales; Amoebophryaceae
Source: the annotation of a GenBank genome assembly